AAUUUUUAUAUGAAAUUGUCAUUAUCAAAUAUGGAUGAUGAUCAUGAGGAUAUCAAAGUUGAUAAUGAUGAUGAUUUCUAUUCAGAUAAUUCAUUGGAUUCAUCUUCGUCAAUGAAUUAUAUAUUUUCAUCACUCUCAUCAUCAUCAUCGGGCGAUGAAUUAUUAGUAUCAACAGCAACAGGAAUCGAAAAUUCCAUUGGUCAUAAAAAGAGUUCAAAAUGGCGAAAAGUACGAUCAUUGGUAACAUCACCAUUUAUACAGACGUAUAAACGUAAAAAAUAUCCAUGGAUUCAAUUAGCCGGCCAUCAAGGCAAUUUUGUUGCCGGCCAAAUACAGGGAACGAUAAUGAAAAAAUUGUGUGGAAAUGAAAUUGAUUGUUUCGAAAAAUUAAUGUCUGAUACACAAUUAUCUGUUUUGGUACCAGAAUUUAAAAAUAUACGAAUCGUUAAUGGUGACACUUAUCUAGAAUUAGAAGAUCUAUUAGCUACAUUUGUUAAUCCUUCUGUGAUGGAUAUAAAAAUGGGAAUACGAACCUAUCUUGAAGAAGAACUAGUCAAAGCAAAUGAAAAACCAAGACUUCGUAAAGAUAUGUAUGAAAAAAUGGUUGCCAUUGAUCCAGAUGAACCAAGUGACGAGGAAAAAUUACAGAAAGCAAUCACAAAACCACGAUAUAUGGUAUGGCGUGAAACAAUAUCAUCCACUUCGACGCUUGGAUUUCGUAUCGAUGGUAUGAAAUCCGGUUGUAAUUGUUUGAAAACAACGUCACCAUCGGUUAAAGAUUUUAAACGUAUGAAAUCUGUCGAUGCAGUUCGAUCAGCAAUAUUGGAAUUUGUUGGUGAUAAACAUGAAUAUCUGAUUACCUAUUUGGAAAAACUCAAGUUGAUUCGUAAACAGCUGGAACAGUCGAAUUUUUUUCAAACACACGAGAUGAUUGGCUCAAGUUUAUUAUUUGUACAUGAUCAACAGCAUGCCAAUAUUUGGAUGAUUGAUUUCGCUAAAACAUAUCCACUAUCAGAUGGUUUACAAAUCAAUCAUCGUGAUCAAUGGAAAUUGGGUAACCACGAAGAUGGCUAUCUAUUUGGUCUCGAUAAUCUGAUACAGAUAUUUUCAUCGCUUUGUUGAAAACAACAACAAUGAAUAAUUACAUCCAACCACAAAAUCAAUUACGAAAUCUGUUAUAAAUCAAAUUAAUUGUAAAUGUUUUUCUCUUUUGUUGUAUA
This is a messenger RNA of Dermatophagoides farinae (American house dust mite), 1220 nucleotides long. The record is from RefSeq and is a predicted model, not a curated record. Lineage: Eukaryota; Metazoa; Arthropoda; Arachnida; Sarcoptiformes; Pyroglyphidae.